AUGGUCGGGAAGCAUCAGCAGCAGGGUUUCGUUAAUCGCUCACCAUGGCCUAGAAUUCCACCUAGGUCAACGAAGCGACCGCGUAUCCAAAUCGUUUCGCCACAAACCGAUGAGGAUGCGGCUCGUACGCUUUGUGGUAGCAAGGAGCCAGACCCCGCUUUGCCUAUUCCAGUUGUGCAAGUCGUCUCUAGAGUGCCUAAAUUCUGGCUAUUCCUGUCAAGAUUCUCUCCACACGCCACUGUGGAGGAAAUCUCGAAACUGGUACAGCGGAAUCUCGACAUAGAUGAGCCUGUCGAAGUCAUAAAGUUACUCAAAAGGGGUGUUGAUCUCAAAAAGCUUUCAUUUGUAUCGUUCAAAGUGGGUUUGGGAUUGAAAUGGAAGGAAAAAGCAAUGCAACCAGCGAGCUGGCAAAAGGGAAUUUAUUUUCGAGAGUUCGUGGGUGUCGAUCGGGGAAGCAUAAUUGCUCGAGAUCAUCCGCCACAAAUUGAACCCUUUCAGUUUCACGGUUGUGUCUCCACGCCACUCGCAGCUCCUAACCGACCGACCGUUGCUUUGUAA
Molecule: messenger RNA, 558 nt
Organism: Wyeomyia smithii (pitcher-plant mosquito)
Lineage: Eukaryota; Metazoa; Arthropoda; Insecta; Diptera; Culicidae
Exons: 1
Coding region: 1-558 (185 amino acids)
Source: RefSeq, a predicted model, not a curated record